Erythranthe guttata (spotted monkey flower) is the source of this 1520-nucleotide messenger RNA. RefSeq names its product RNase H family protein. NCBI's taxonomy places the organism in Eukaryota, Viridiplantae, Streptophyta, Magnoliopsida, Lamiales, Phrymaceae. The record is from RefSeq and is a predicted model, not a curated record. Gene Ontology annotation, molecular function: RNA-DNA hybrid ribonuclease activity; nucleic acid binding.
ACCCCACCCUCUCAGACUAAAGCAAAAAAAUCAAAUUUAGCAAUUUUACUGGAAAAUUUCAGCAUUUAUUCUACCGGAAAUCUGGGUGAACUUGGAAUGAUCAGUUUGUUUCGUGCAUGUUCAUCAAUAUCAUCAAAGGCUACUAGCCUUCUUCUUACGAAAAGCCCGUCUAGCAAACAUUUUUUCCAAAGUUCGGCUGUUAGAACAGUAAACUUGGAAUUGUUGUCAGCAAAACUUCAGUUCCAGUGCUAUUCAUCGAAAAGUUCUCGUAAGGGGAAAACCGUUCUUGAACCAAUAAUGAAAGAAGACAAGGAAUCGUUUUUCGUUGUGCGCAAGGGUGAUCUUGUUGGUGUUUACAAAAGCUUAAGUGAUUGUCAAGCUCAAGUCGGAACCUCGAUAUGCGAUCCACCUGUCAGUGUGUACAAAGGUAACUCCAUGCCAAAGGACACAGAAAAGUAUCUAAUCUCUUGUGGGCUUAAGAAUGCUCUUUACUCCAUUAGAGCUUCUGAUCUUACCGAAGAACUUUUUGGCACUCUCGUCUCCUGCCCUUUACAGCCUUCUUCUUCUAGAGGUGAAACAUCGAGUAGUGAGCCCGUUUCGAGGAAGAGGCCACAGGAAUUGUGGUCAGAGUAUGGGGAGCCCGUGGGCCCCAUUUUGCCUCCGAGUGAUGCUUUGGCAAAGCAUUUCAAGUUCGAACCUCAAUCACUUAGUAGAUGUUGUACUCUUGAGUUUGAUGGUGCUUCAAAAGGAAACCCUGGACAAGCUGGGGCAGGAGCCAUCGUAAAAUCCGAUGAUGGAAGUUUGAUUUGUAGGGUGCGUGAAGGCUUAGGGAUUGCUACGAAUAAUGUGGCUGAAUAUCGGGCGUUUAUAUUAGGGUUGAAAUGUGCACUUGCAAAAGGUUUUACUACUGUUCAAGCUCGAGGCGACUCCAAACUUGUUUGCAUGCAGGUUCAGGGCCAGUGGAAGGUUAAAAACCAAAACAUUUCAUGCUUGUACGACGAGGCCAAGAAAUUGAUGGGCAGGUUUAGUAAGUUCCAAAUUAUGCACGUUCUAAGGGACUUAAACUCUGAGGCUGAUGCUCAAGCUAACUUAGCUGUCGAUCUUGCUGCGGGACAGAUUCAAGAAGAUAUUGAUAAAUAGCUUUCAAAGUGGAGGCUGUUUAGACAGUGAUAUAUUAUUUAAUUCUCGUUGUUGAUUAGAAUCCUCGGAUCGUAAUUCAACAUCUACUAAAACCAACGCGCUGAAACGGGAUUUUUUUUUUCUUUUUCUUUUUGAUUUGUCGAAUUUGUUGUUUUUGUAUUUUGAUUUAUUAUGCAAUUUUGAACUUUUCGAUUAAGUGGGGGGCUGUAGUGUAAAGUAGCAUAGGGUUGAGGGCUCUCUUAGUUCUCAUAUAUGUGCAAUGUGUCCAAUUAUGUAGACCAAUAAAUACUAGGUUUAUUGAUGAUAAAUAGGUGUGUGUAAUUUCUUGAUUUAUGUAAUGGGAAAAAUGUUGCUGAAAUUUUUAAGUUUCUGAUUCCUAU